UGGCUUCCUCCAGAUUUCGUCUCGGUUUGACAAAAAACAGUAGGGGUUAAAUCUUUUAUGUCGGCCAUAUUAUUGAUCUCUUUUUCGUUUUCUUUUCUAAAAGAAGUGGGAGUAUUCACACUGCAAUAGCAUAUAUUAGAAAAUUGGUGGAAAAGAAGGUACAGGGAAAAGAGCUUUUGCUUAUGUUAAUAUGGUUAAGUUAUUUUCUCCUGCAAAACUCAUUGACUUGCCCAAUUAAUCUGUCCACCCUGUAGCAUUUCAUCUGUCUUGCCUUUGAAAGAAGAAUGGCAGAGGCUAUCGUCUCGCUUGCCAUUGAAAGAAUUGCAGAUUUACUCAUUCAUCAUGAAGCCCUUUUCUUGAAUGAUGUGAGACAAGAAGUUGAGAGCCUAAAGGCUGAACUAGAGCGGAUGAAGAGCUUCUUGAAAGAUGUAGACCGUAAGCAGGAACAAGAUGAACGUCUUCGCAAUCGGGUGAGGGAAAUCCGAGAUCUUGCUUAUGAUGCUGAAGAUAUUAUAGACUCUUAUAUUCCUAAAGUUGCACAUCGAGCAGGCUUCCAUGGGUUCAUCAAGAGAUUUACAACCCUUUUCAUCACUCACAAAAUAGGGAAGCAGGUCAAAGAUAUUCAAACCAAGCUUGGGGACAUCUCGGAAACUCUUCCCGCUUAUGGGAUAUCAGUAGAAGGAGAGGGCUCUAAUUCUGCUGCUGAGAUGCAGCGCCGGUUAAGAAGAUCGUACCCACAUGUUGAAGAAGAUGAUGUUGUCAGCUUGGAGGUUAGCACAAGGGAUGUUAUGGAUCAAUUAAUGAAGAAAGAGGACAGAGUCCAUGUUGUUUCCAUAGUGGGCAUGGGGGGCAUAGGUAAGACCACUCUAGCGAAGAAAGUAUAUAACCACAAUGAUGUGAAAAAAUAUUUUGAUUGUUGUGCUUGGGUUUUCAUAUCCCAACAAUGCAAGCCAAGAGAGGUUCUCCAUGGAGUCUUGAUAAAGUUUCUGUCUCCUUCAAUAAAAGACAGAGAGUUAAUCGAUAAACUCAAAGAAGAUGAAUUGGUUGAAAAGCUUUAUGAUGUCUUGAAAGAUAAACGAUAUUUGGUGGUUUUUGAUGAUAUAUGGAGAUGCGAGGAUUGGGAUAGCCUUAAACCUGCUUUUCCCAAAGGAAAUGAGGGAAGCAAGCUCUUAUUCACAACACGCAACAAGGAAGUUGCUAUGAUUGCUGAUCCUCGUAGCUCGCCAAUAGAGCUCCCACUUCUUACAGGCGAUGAAAGUUGGACGCUUUUCAAAAGGAAAGCAUUUUCGGAAAAUAAGAUGGAGUCUCAUGCUUGUUCAAAAGAAUUUGAGAUGUUAGGAAAGGAGAUGUUGAAGAAAUGUGGAGGUUUACCUCUUGCAAUUGUUGUAUUGGGAGGCUUACUUGCAACAAAGAAGUCAUGGAAUGAGUGGGAGAUGGUGCAAAAAAACAUCAAUGCUCACUUGAACAAGGUCCAACAACAAGAGUAUGGUGGAGUUAAUGGGAUUUUGGCUUUAAGCUACAAUGAGUUGCCCUUUCAUUUAAAACCAUGCUUUUUAUAUCUUGGUCAUUAUCCAGAAGAUUCAGAGAUUUCAAAGAAGGAAUUAAUUAGGUUAUGGAUUGCUGAAGGUUUUAUUUCUCCAUCAUUGGAAGGAGGAGAAAUGUUGAUGGAGGAUGUAGCUGAACAAUACCUAGAAGAGCUAAUAAAUAGAUGUUUGGUUCAAGUUAGCAGAAGGGGUCAUAGAGGGACAAGUGUGAAAACAUGUCGUAUUCAUGAUCUCUUAAGAGACUUGUGUGUGUCAGAAGCUCAAGAGGAGAAUUUCUUUCAAGUUAUUCAACCACCGAUGAAUGGAAAUGAGAAUCGUUCUCUUGAUCUAACCGUGGCGACAGUACCCAAGGUGCGUAGGAUUGCUGUCUAUCCUAAUGAAAGGUAUGUUUCCUUGAAGGGAAAAUGUCUAAGCUUACGUUCUCUUUUACUCUUUCAAGAUGAGGGAUUGAUAAGGCUACACAUAUCAAAAUGCAUUAAUUUUAGAUUCCUAAGAGUGUUGAAACUCUUGAGAAAGGACGAUUCUUGGACUCUAUCAAGUGAAAUUGGUAAUCUGUUUCAUUUAAGGUACUUGGGUUUAAAAUGUUAUCAAGUGGUCUUGCCACAUUCUAUUGGCAAGUUGAAGAAUUUACACACCUUAUUUAUCCAAGUGGUCCAGCCAGUGAAAAUUCCUAGUGUCUUAUCCAAGUUGCAACGCUUGAGGCAUCUUGUACUAACCGACAAUUGGAGAAACUGGCCGGUCAAAUGGCCUGAAAUAAAAAGGUGUUGCCAAGGAAAUAGUUUAAAAAAUAUUGAAACUUUGAAGUACAUAAGGAUUAAGAAUUGGACUGAAAACAAUGCAUUGCUCAAGUUGACAAAUAUUCGGAAUUUAGGAAUACAAUUUGAGAGAUCAGAAGACGUUGAGGCCAUCCUAAAAUCUCCUAGUUUUGGAUUACACCGCCUUCGCUCAUUGCACAUGGCGCUACGGGGAUCAAUUCAAUUUCCAGAAUUGGAGCAACUUUCUCAAUGUCAUCACCUCUCCAAACUAUUCUUACGUGGGCAGAUACAAGAAGACCCAAAGUCAAGCCAUCAUGUUCUGGAAUUUCUUCCAACAAACAUUUGCAAGUUAACUUUGGAGGAUUCGCGUAUUAAUGAGGAUCCAAUGCCUGCACUAGAAAAGCUGCCUUCUCUGAGGAUUCUUAGCUUCAAGUUUUCAUCAUAUACGGGGACUAAAAUGUCUUGCUCUGUCAAUGGGUUUCCUCAACUUGAUUCUCUUGAUAUCUAUGGAUCAAAUUUAGCAGAGUGGCAAAUAGAAGAAGGGGCAAUGCCCCGUCUUCGUAGUUUACAUUUGGCUGCUGUUCCUGGCUUGAAGAUGGUUCCAGAAGGGUUGAGGUAUAUCACUACUCUUCAGGAAAUGUUUUUACGAAGGAUGAACAGAUCAUUGGUAGAGAGGAUUCAAGUUAUAGAUGGAAGGGAAGGAGAGGAUUUUUAUAAAGUGCGCCAUGUACUCUCCAUCCAAAUUAGGAGCUAAACUGAAUGACUAAUGUUGGCAACCACAGAAAGCAUCAUCCUUGCCCAAAGCAGUUGUGGUCGGGGCUCCAUUGCCCAUCUUUCAUGGGGUUUGGGCAUUAACUUGUUGCAAGACAGCGCCACUGUAGCUGUCUAAUUGUUAUCUUUAUGAUGUUGUUUUCAUUUAUUUGGCACCGUGACUGAAUUGUAGCAAUCUGUAUUCAGUGUUUUUUGAUUUGAAAUUUGUAGUUGUUGUUCUUGUGUUGUAUGGUUUGAUCUCUGUGUUCAUGUUAUUUGUGUAAUACUCAUUGGUGUCCUAUCAUCUAUGUGAACGAUGGCUUGUUAUUCUUUUAAUUCUCCAAAAGCUCAAAGCUCUGUCCUUGUUCA
This is a messenger RNA of Theobroma cacao (cacao), 3418 nucleotides long. RefSeq names its product putative disease resistance protein At1g50180. NCBI's taxonomy places the organism in Eukaryota, Viridiplantae, Streptophyta, Magnoliopsida, Malvales, Malvaceae. Gene Ontology annotation, biological process: defense response to other organism. The record is from RefSeq and is a predicted model, not a curated record. Gene Ontology annotation, molecular function: ADP binding.